AUGACUCGCGACGCGACGUUCGAUGUCACCGACCUGCGUGAGCAUGGCGAGACUGGAUCCUUUCGAGCCUUGCUGUAUGCAGACCCUGAAGCUGCUUUCGCACGAUUCGCCGCUCUCUACGCAUCGCGGGAUGUAGAUCGUCCUGUCACCGAAAAUGCGGCUCUGUGCGGCGCAGCAGACGUUAUCAGCAAAGACGUCAUGAGCGUCUGCUCGACUGGUAUAGAUGGGCGAGUGUCCUGGGAAGGAAACGCUGGGCACGUCCCGGACGGUUUCGGCAAGGAUUUAUGGGAGUCUAUCAUGUCGAGCGAACUGCCUCUGUUACUAGCUGGUAUCGUGUCAGACCCAAGAUUUUAUGAGGAGAACGACCGAUGGAUCUUCAGUAUCCUCAAUUGUUUGGCCGGCCUCCUCUGGUUUUGGUACGAGCGAGUCGACCCUGCCGUUCAUGCUGGUACUCUGCAGAAGUCGCGUACCCAGAGGUUCAUCGUCGCGAGUCUGCCGAUGUGGGAAACACUCUGGAGGUGUCAAGAUCAGCUUCUGUUUUCGACCAUUGACGCCACCGGUACUAAGAGCAUGACUCCGUGGCCAUUCCAAAUGUUAUCAACGAUGACUAUUUGCAUGAAUGGAGUAUAUCGUGGAUCGAAACACUUUCGGGAGGCCAUGCUGUCGAAGAUGCCUCACGUCGUUCUGUUCGCGUGGUACCAUCUACCAAUAUAUGGCCCAGCCGACAACAAGGUCCUCGAAGUAGUCGCUGUUCACUGUAUGGGAUCUAUGCACCUCGGUCCUCGCGAUGGUACGAAGCCGGACUUGGUCCUCUUCCGAGAAGACUUUCUCCACGGCCCGGGAAAACCAAUCUUGGUCCUGAAAAAGCUCAUCCACUUGAUUCAGACGGAAGACUGGAUGAUAGGCAAUGAGCUAGGCAUGGCGUUUUGCGUUUUAGCUAAUCUGAUAUCGGCCGACUACGAACUCCUCGCGACGUAUCACGGAACUCCGGCGAUGGCGCUCCUGAAUCAAGCCUUGAGGAGACACCGAAAGUUAGGCGAUCGUGACGACGACUCGUGGGUGUGGUCGAAUGCAGCGCGGAAUGUUGAUGUGGUCGGCGAACAUCUAUUAAAGCAGCUCUGUCCUCCAAGGGCAGUGAGAGGUAAAGAUGUCUUCUACAUCUUUGCGCGCGGUAUCAGUACCUUCUUGUAUGAGCUUCAAAAGGACGAGCCGGAGAACAUGGAACAAAGCAAGAUCGCGGUCAAUACUUUCACCUUCUGGUGCAAAGCAGUCAAUCUGGCCAUCAAGGGUAGCGAGGGCGGCUUCCCUUCCUCGGUGGUGGAAGAUCUCAAGGCGGCGGCUCCGACAAGAUGGUACCCUACGAUGAAGAAGCUGCGCGACGCUCAUAUCCCCGUGAAGAAACUGGUGACCUACAGGAAGCUCGUAGAUAACUGGCAGAUGCUCGGCAAGGAUCUUGGAGUGGACGAGAAGGCGGAAGGUAAACGAUACGAGAAGGAUAAGAAGGACACCACAAAGCUUUGCUCGUGGAAGCAGUGCGAGUAUCAUACGUCUCCUGCAUCAGAUGAUGUGGCGAUCAAACAGUGCAAGGGCUGUGGGGAGGCUCGAUACUGCUCCAGGGAGUGCCAGACGACGCACUGGAAGAAAGGUCAUAAAGUCGAUUGUCGCCGUCUUAAGGCGUAG
Molecule: messenger RNA, 1680 nt
Organism: Peniophora sp. CBMAI 1063
Lineage: Eukaryota; Fungi; Basidiomycota; Agaricomycetes; Russulales; Peniophoraceae
Source: the annotation of a GenBank genome assembly